CGGGAGACGACGCAGGCGAUGCUGUCAUACGUCGUGGCUGGCAGUGAGGGGUUUGCACAGCUGCAUGGAGAAGGACAGCAGCAGCAGCAGGCGGAGGAGGCAAGGGUAACAGGAAAGCAUUAUGCGCAAGGCUUUUCUGGCGCCAACAAAUGCACUUCCAGCAGCAGGGGCGGAGGAGGCGAGGGUAGUUCCAGCAGUGGAUACAGCGCCCACUCAAGCGAUGUCAGUGGGGCUGGCAGUAGCUGUAGCAGCAGCAGUAGCGGCGGCAACGGCAGGAGUCGCAGCACGCCCUCAACUGCGCCUGCUGCUGCUGCUGCAGUUGGUCCUGAGGGAGCGGGAUUGUCUGCUCUGGACUAUGCGCAGGUCUUCUGGGCCCUCUCCCACCUCCGCCGCCCAACCCCAGCCCCCUCUCCUUCCGCUCAACCACCUCAUCACCAGCGGCGCAGUCCUAACCGCCCUCCGUCGCCCUCAACCUCCGCUUCCUUUGCUUCCUCCUCCUUCUCCUCCUCCUCCUCCUCC
Molecule: messenger RNA, 519 nt
Organism: Astrephomene gubernaculifera
Lineage: Eukaryota; Viridiplantae; Chlorophyta; Chlorophyceae; Chlamydomonadales; Astrephomenaceae
Source: the annotation of a GenBank genome assembly